AUGAAACCAGGCAUCAACUUUCCGAGUCCGGCACAGGUGGAUAUACUCUUUGAUAUUGUCAACGUCAACCGCGGCCCGCCACAGGUCACCGUGAGCGUGGGUGUGGGCGACAAGAAGCGUGUGCUCAGCGACAGUUUCCGAACGCAUUCGACAAUGACCAAAGGUAUUGAGUCGGCAUAUGAGACGAGCCUGUACAACGGAUGUAAGUACAACGAGCGCGUAUAUACAAUGAAAGGUGGGGAGUUCUCAAACGGCGAGGGUAAAUUGUAG
Sphaeroforma arctica JP610 is the source of this 270-nucleotide messenger RNA. RefSeq lists its product as hypothetical. The record is from RefSeq and is a predicted model, not a curated record. The transcript is spliced from 2 exons. Bases 1 to 270 code for a protein of 89 amino acids. NCBI's taxonomy places the organism in Eukaryota, Ichthyosporea, Ichthyophonida.